AGUGUGGCUCGGGGGGCUCUGGCUCUGGCGACGGCAGCGAGUGUGAGCAGGAUCGGUGCCGGCAGUUCGGGGGCUGGUGGGAUGAGGACGCCGAGGACGAUCGUUGUGUGUGUGACUUCACCUGCCUGGCAGUGCCACGCAGCCCGGGGUGUGGCUCUGAUGGUGUGACCUACACCAAUGAGUGUGAGCUGAAGAAGACAAGGUGUGAGAAACGCCAGGACCUCUAUGUCACUAGCCAAGGAACCUGCCGUGCUCUUGCCACAACCCCCCCACCCCUCCUGGUUGUGCACUGCAGCCAGACCAUCUAUGGAUGCUGUCCAGACAACAUGACCUUGGCACUUGGAGUGGGAGCAGCUGGAUGUCCAAGCACGUGCCAGUGCAACCCCUAUGGAUCCUAUGGAGGUGCCUGUGACCCUGGCACAGGGCAGUGCUCCUGCAAACCUGGGGUGGGAGGCCUUAAGUGUGACCGGUGUGAGCCAGGAUUCUGGAACUUCCGAGGCAUCGUCACCGACAGCAAGAGUGGCUGCACCCCUUGUAACUGUGACCCAGUGGGCUCAGUGCGUGAUGACUGUGAGCAGAUGACUGGGCUGUGCUCCUGCAAGACUGGCAUCACUGGCAUGAAGUGCAACCAGUGCCCCAAUGGCAGCCAGCUGGGCACAACUGGCUGUGAGAAAGAUCCAUCAGCCCCCAAAUCCUGUGAGGAGAUGAGCUGUGAGUUUGGGGCCUCCUGUGUGGAAGUCAAUGGCUUUGCCCACUGCGAGUGUCCAUCCCCACUCUGCUCAGAGGCCAACAUGACCAAGGUGUGUGGCUCUGAUGGUGUCACUUAUGGGGACCAGUGCCAGCUGAAGACCAUCGCCUGCCGCCAGGGCCAGCUCAUCACAGUGAAGCAUGUGGGGCAGUGCCAUGAGUCCAUCACUCACACGAGCCAUCCCUCUCCACCCACACCUCUGCCCACGCUGCCCACGGACAGGCUCAUCCUUCCUCCACCCCUGCACUUCACCACCCGAGCUCCAGAGCCCACUGAGCUGCCUACCAGCUCCCUCCUGCUGGAAGCCAAGUCAACUGAAAGAGUUCACCCCACGACAAGACGUGUCACGACCACCAGACCAGUCACUACACCGUGGAUGACCCAUGGGGUGUACAAGACCACUGUCCGCCCUCUCUCCACUGCUCCAGUGGUCUUGGCCACCACUCAGCCUGCCUAUGGGGAGUCAGGCAGUGCAGAGGGCAGUGGAGACCAGGAGAUGGGCAUCAGUGGGGACCAGGAAUCCAGUGGAGCAGGCUCUGCCGGGGAAGAGGAGGUGGAGGAAGGUCAGGUAACGUCCACCCCAACCAUUGAGAGGGCAACGUGCUACAACACCCCACUGGGAUGCUGCUCUGAUGGCAAGACUGCAGCUGCUGAUGCAGAAGGCAGCAACUGUCCAGCUACCAAAGUCUUCCAAGGAGUCCUCAUCUUGGAGGAGGUGGAGGGCCAGGAGCUGUUCUACACACCUGAGAUGGCUGACCCCAAGUCAGAGCUCUUUGGAGAGACAGCCAGGAGCAUUGAGAGUGCGCUGGAUGAGCUUUUCCGCACUUCUGAUGUGAAGAAGGACUUCAAGAGCAUCCGAGUGCGAGACCUGGGGCAGAGCAGUGCUGUCCGUGUCAUCGUGGAGUCCCACUUUGACCCAGCCACAUCCUACACAGCAGCUGAUAUCCAAGAGGCUCUGCUGAAGCAAAUCAAAGCUUCCAAGAAGAAGACCAUCCUGGUGAAGAAGCCCCAGCAGGAGCAUGUCAAAUUCAUGGACUUUGACUGGAUCCCCAGGCUCUUCACCACCACAGUCACCACAACCACAGCCACCACCAUGGCCCCUGCCACCACCAGGAGAUACACCACAGCUGCUGCCACCACAGCCCACGUGCAGCACCCAGACCCAGCAUGGAGAUCCAAGGCUGCAGGAGCUAUGGGCACCAGGAGACCUUCCUCAACCCUCCCUGCCAGUGCCCGGAGGAAACCCACGCGCCAACCCCCGACCACCAGGAGACCCUCCAGGCCCUGUGACUCUCACCCCUGCCUGCAUGGUGGCACCUGUGAGGAGGAUGGCAAGGACUUCACCUGCAACUGCCCAGCAGGAAAAGGAGGAGCUGUCUGUGAGAAAUCUAUUGGGUACUUCAUCCCCAGCUUUGGUGGCAAGUCCUACUUGGCCUUCAAGAUGAUGAAGGCCUAUCACACCGUGCGCAUCGCCAUGGAGUUCAGGACCUUGGAGCUCAGUGGGCUCCUGCUCUACAAUGGGCAGAACCAUGGCAAGGACUUCAUCUCCCUGGCCCUGGUGGGAGGUUUCGUGGAGCUCAGGUUCAACACUGGCUCUGGCACUGGCAUCUUCACCAGCAAGGUCCGUGUAGAGCCUGGCAAGUGGCACCAGUUGGUGGUGAACCGGAACCGGCGCAGAGGGACACUCUCCGUGGAUGGAGAACUCCCUGUCCAUGGGGAGAGCCCCACAGGCACUGAUGGGCUCAACCUGGACACUGACCUCUUCGUUGGGGGAGUCCCAGAGGACCAGAUCAAUGCGGUGAAGGAUCGUACCACGGCCACGAGUGGCCUCAAGGGCUGCAUUCGCCUGCUGGAUGUGAACAACCAACUGUACAACCUCAGUGAGAAGGGCAGUGAUGUGCUCUAUGGCAGUGGGGUGGGAGAGUGUGGCAACGACCCCUGUCACCCCAACCCCUGCCACCACGGGGGCAUCUGCCACGUCAAGGAGGCAGAGAUGUUCCACUGCGAGUGUCUCCAUCCCUACACCGGGCCAACGUGUGCUGAUGAGAAGAACCCCUGUGACUCUUCACCCUGCCACAUCUCUGCCACCUGCCUGGUGCUGCCAGAGGGAGGUGCCAAGUGUGCCUGUCCCAUGGGCCGAGAAGGAGAGCACUGCGAGCUAGUGACAGAGCAGGACCACACCAUGCCCUUCCUCCCAGAGUUCAAUGGCUUCUCCUCCUACCUGGAGCUGAAUGGGCUGCAGACCUUCACUCCUGACCUUCAGAUGUCCAUGGAAGUUGUGUUCCUGGCCAAGAGCUCCAGUGGCAUGAUCUUCUACAAUGGCCAGAAGGCAGAUGGCAAAGGGGACUUUGUCUCUCUGGCCCUCCGUGAUGGGCACCUGGAGUACAGAUACGACCUGGGCAAAGGGGCAGCUGUGCUCAGGAGCAAGGAGCCAGUUCCCCUGAACACGUGGAUCACUGUCCUGUUGGAGAGGAACGAACGCAAAGGGUUGAUGACCAUCAACAACAGUGAGACAGUCACAGGAGAGUCUCCGAAAUCCCGUAAGGUGCCUCACACCUACUUGAACCUGAAGGAGCCUCUUUAUGUGGGGGGAGCCCCAGAUUUCAGCAAGUUGGCUCGAGCUGCUGCCAUCUCCAGUGGCUUCAGUGGAGCUGUGCAGAAGAUCUCCUUCAGACAGCUGCCUAUGCUGAAGGAGCAGAACAUCCGGCACGCCAUGGCCAUCUCCCUGUUCCGAGGCCAUUCCUGCACCCAGAAGCCAAAUCCCUGCCAGAAUGGAGGCAUGUGCAUCCCCUGGCUGGAGAACUACCACUGUGCCUGCCAGAGGGGCUUCUCUGGCACUCACUGUGAGAAAGUGAUCAUCGAGAAGGCUGCAGGAGAUGCUGAGGCCAUUGCUUUUGAUGGCAGGACAUACAUGGAGUACCACAAUGCUGUGACAAAGAGCCACCUGAGCAAUGAGAUCCCUGCUCCCGAAGCGCUGGACUAUCCCCUGGAGCCCAGUGAGAAGGCCUUGCAGUCAAACUACUUUGAGCUAAGCAUCAAAACAGAAGCCACUCAGGGGCUGAUCCUGUGGAGUGGGAAAGGGCUGGAGCGCUCGGACUACAUCGCCCUUGCCAUCGUGGAUGGUUUCAUCCAGAUGACUUACGACCUCGGCUCCAAGCCAGUUGUCCUACAAUCCACAGUCCCAGUCAACACCAACCAGUGGAUCCACAUCAGAGCAUCCAGAGUACAGAGAGAAGGUUCCCUCCAAGUUGGGAAUGAGGCUCCCAUCUCUGGUUUUUCUCCUCUUGGUGCCACACAGCUGGAUACAGAUGGGGCUCUGUGGCUGG
This is a messenger RNA of Acanthisitta chloris (rifleman), 4074 nucleotides long. It is a transcript of the gene AGRN, whose product is annotated as agrin. NCBI's taxonomy places the organism in Eukaryota, Metazoa, Chordata, Aves, Passeriformes, Acanthisittidae. The record is from RefSeq and is a predicted model, not a curated record. The transcript has 28 exons. The annotation marks the transcript as partial. Gene Ontology annotation, molecular function: protein binding; calcium ion binding.